Messenger RNA from Acanthochromis polyacanthus (spiny chromis), 3138 nucleotides. Its product is annotated as gamma-aminobutyric acid type B receptor subunit 2-like. The transcript is spliced from 19 exons. The coding region runs from base 284 to 2935 and encodes 883 amino acids. Gene Ontology annotation, biological process: gamma-aminobutyric acid signaling pathway; G protein-coupled receptor signaling pathway. NCBI's taxonomy places the organism in Eukaryota, Metazoa, Chordata, Actinopteri, Pomacentridae. The record is from RefSeq and is a predicted model, not a curated record. Gene Ontology annotation, molecular function: G protein-coupled GABA receptor activity. Gene Ontology annotation, cellular component: membrane; G protein-coupled receptor heterodimeric complex.
UGUCCUUUCUUUCUUUCUUUUUUUUUUUUUGCAAUAGAUAUUAUCUGCGAUUAAACAAAACAGGGAAAUCUGUAAAAUAGCAGUGAAUUGUUCAGUGAAUCAGAGCUUUAUUUGUGGCGGUGCAGAGCUGCAUUUUAGGCUUUGUUUUGUUGGUCAGUCUGUCAGAGUCCAGCUGGUUCUUGGCUCCACGUUGAUCCUUUUAUCUCCUCAGUCUGAGUUCAGCCGCUUACAGAUCCUCAGGAUUACUAAGUUUCUCUGCAGGAUCGGGAGCAGAGAAACCGGGAUGGCUCUCUGUGGACGACUGCUGCUGCUACUGGGGUUCUGCUGGCUGACCCAGGACCCGGUUUUGGCACAGGUUCGACACCCUCUGCCAGUGCUCUGGAUGAUGCCGCUGAGCUCCGGGUCGGGCAAGCAGAACCUGACGGCCGACGUGCUACCUGCUGUCCGACUGGCUCUGCAGGAUCUGGAGGACCAACCACCACCGCUAGGAAACUACGAGGUCCAGCUGCAGCUGCUGGACUCUCAGUGUGAUCCUGCCAAAGCGCUCAAAGCUCUGUUUGACGCCAUGUGGGCAGGGCCAAAGCACCUGCUGCUGAUUGGAGGGGUGUGUCCACCUGUGACAGCGCUCAUCGCUCGCUCUCUGCCGGCUCUUCACCUGGUGCAGGUGUCCUUUGCUGCCUCGUCCCCCAGUCUGUCCAACAGGAAGUGGUUCGGGAACCUGUUCAGCACCAUGCCGUCGGACCGAGUCCUGAAUCAGGCUGCAGUGAAGCUGCUGCAGCGCUUCAGGUGGACCAGAGUUGGAGUCAUCACACAAGAAGGAGCCCGACUCUCUGAGAUGAAGAAGGAUCUGCUCCGACAGCUGCUGAAGGCCGACGUGCAGCUUGUGGCCUCAGAAAGUUUCUCUGCAGACGCCUGCAGCAGCCUGAAGAAGCUGAAGGAUCGAGACGUUCGCAUCAUCAUCGCACACUUUGAAGAUGAUUCAGCGUCGGAGGUUUUCUGCUGCGCAUACAGACUGAACCUGUUCGGACCUCGGUACCAGUGGAUCGUGUCCGGAACAGGACCGGGCUGGAGGCUCGGCUGGAAGGCUUCCGGCUGCUCAGCCAACAGUCUACUGACGGCUGCAGACGGAUCCAUCAGGCUGCAGAUCAGACUGCUGAGCAGAACCAACACAGUCGGAGUCUCUGGACGGACUCCUCAGGACUACCAGGACUCAUAUCUGCGACAUCUGGACCAGAACUCUGAGCUCGGCCCGCUGCACUCCUUCGUCUACGAUGCUGUUUGGGUCGCAGCCCGAGCUCUGGUUCAGGUCAUGGAAGCGCAAAAACACCAACAAAAGUACAACCGGAACGUGACGGUCGGCGAGGAGGCGACGGAGAGGAUGCUGCUGGAGGUCCUGAAGGGCUCCCAGUUCCAAGGAGUCACGGGUCCAGUUUCUUUCAGAAAUGGGGAGAGAAUGACAUCAGUUGAGCUGAUCCAGUUCCAAGGCAGCAGUAGUGUGUUGGUUGGAGAGUUUAACACCAGCAGCCAGCAGCUCCGACUGAUCAACCACCUGGUCAGGUUUAAAGGUGGAGCAGCAGCCAGAGACCAGACGGAGGUUCAUCUGCAGCAGCGUCACGCUCACUUCCUGUUCUACAGCUUCCUGUUCUCUGCUGCUGCUGGCACCAUCAUCAUCACCACCUGCAUCCUCAUCUUCAUCACUUGCAACCACAGACACUGGCUGCUGAGCUCCAGAGGUGGAUCCCAGGAUCAGCUGCUGCUGCUGGGCGUCCUGCUGUCGUCCUCCUCGGUUCUGGUCUCUGCACUGGAAGGAUUGUCACUGUCGGACCAAACAUCUGAGAUCCUCUGCUCCGUCCGUCUGUGGACUCUGUCUCUGGGACACACUGUGGGCCUCACUGUGCUCUUCAACAAGGCCUGGAGUCUCUACUCACUGCCCAGCUUCGACCAGAAGCGGCGGCGGCCUGCAGGUGGCAUCCUGCUCUGGUUCUUCCUGCUGGAUGUGCUUGUUUUGAUCUCCUGGCAGAUCCUGGACCCCCUCAGAUGGGUGGUCCUUCAGCUCAGCACGGAGGUGGACCCUGCAGAUCCAGACAUUCUGAUCCAUCCAUUCUCUGAGCACUGCAGCAGCACCAACAUGGAGAUGUGGAUCAGCACCAUCUGCUCAUAUAAAGCUCCUCUACUGGUCAGAACCAAACUGGCUAUAGGGUUGAUGUCCUGUAAUCAGAGAUCUUAUAUCCAGAUUGUUUUUUCUCGUCUUCAGGGUCUCUGCUGUUUUGUUUCGUGGAGCAUCAGAACUGCAGACGUCUCUUCAGUCCGACUCCUGGUUUUGACUGUGUUCGCUGUGACGGUGUUCAGCGUGUCAGGACUGUUGGGGUCGCUGCUGACUUCCCAUGAUCCUCCUGUGCAGCUCUGUGUGAGCGGUGUCCUCGUCCUCUGCUGCAAUGCUUUCAUCCUGGUCGGACUGUUCGGACCAAAGAUUGUGUUGGUUUGUUGGAGCAGCAGCAACUUGCAGCCACCGACGGAGCUGCAGAGUGACGCUGCCGAGGAUGAAGAUCUGCUGAGCAGGAUGAAGCUGCAACUGGAGAGUCAGAGCGCUCAGCUUGAUGUCCAGAUAGAAACCAUCAUCAUGCAGCUCUGUGAGGAGUCGGAGUCAGAGACGCUGCAUUGUCUGAACAGAGAAAAACCAGGUAAACACAGGUGUGCGAGGUGGACUCAUGAGGCUCAGAUCUGUGCUGACAUCAGAAGCUCCAAGGCAGAAGCUUCAAGUCCAGAUGACAUCAACUCACCUGAACAGGUUGGCCGCCGUCUGUCCGUCCAGCUGCCCAUCCUUCAUCACUCCUACCUGCCCGUCAUCGGCGGCGUCAGCAGUUCCAGCAGCUCCAGUCUGUUUGGAAGCCGUGACGCUUUCCUGUACCACCACGACAACUUCCUGUACACCUGACAGCUCCCUGUACCAUCAUGACAGCUACCUGUUUGCCUGACAGCUUCCUGUACACUGCAGCCAAUCACAGGACAGCUUAGACUGCAUCAUUAGGACCAGAACUGUGGUUCUGCAUCAGUUUUUAUACGUGUGGAGACAAAUGUGUGGUUUUGGUCCAACACUGUUCCACUGACUGAUAACCUGAUUUGUAAGAAAAAUAAAUA